UUUCUGUCUCUAGUUCGCGCCAACCCUCGAUGCCAUGUUGUACGAGCUAAUUGCCAUUGUCCGCCCGGGCAGCCUCAACGAGGUGCGAGAAAUCGCCCGUAAUGCCGGUACCCAAGUCAUCCGCUCCGGCGGCGUCGUUCGCGGCUACACCAACUGGGGCGCCUUCCGUCUGCCCAAGGUCACCACGAAACACCAGGCCCGAUACACUGAAGGUCACCACUUCAUCAUGCGCUUCGACUCUUCCGGCUCUGUCCAGUCAUCUAUCCGCCGUACUCUCGGCCUCGACCCGCGUAUGAUCAACUUUUCCGUGGUCAAACUCGGCGACAAGCUCGAAGAGAUCAAGGAUAUCGAGGGCAAGGUCGAGUGGAACAACGUUUCCACCAUUACCGAGCAGAUCUAA
Penicillium psychrosexuale is the source of this 400-nucleotide messenger RNA. Its product is annotated as mitochondrial 37S ribosomal protein bS6m. Gene Ontology annotation, molecular function: structural constituent of ribosome; small ribosomal subunit rRNA binding. The record is from RefSeq and is a predicted model, not a curated record. Gene Ontology annotation, cellular component: ribosome; mitochondrial small ribosomal subunit. Bases 35 to 400 code for a protein of 121 amino acids. Lineage: Eukaryota; Fungi; Ascomycota; Eurotiomycetes; Eurotiales; Aspergillaceae. The transcript is spliced from 3 exons. Gene Ontology annotation, biological process: translation.